ACUGUGUGGCUAUAAAAUGCAUAUCGGCUUGUGAAAGAUGGUGUGCAAGAAAAUUAUUCGGCCCAUCCCUUGAAAGACAAUUGGGCCUUUAGAGAUGGGAAGAAGGCCUUGCUACAGUAAGGAGGAGGGCCUCACCAAAGGAGCAUGGACUGCCCAAGAAGAUACGAUCCUCACUCGAUACAUCAACACUCAUGGGGAGGGCAAAUGGAGAGCCCUCCCCAAAAGAUCUGGCCUCAAACGGUGUGGAAAGAGUUGCAGACUGAGAUGGCUUAAUUAUCUGAGACCCAACAUCAAAAGAGGCAACAUCUCCUGUGAAGAGGAAGACCUUAUAAUUAGACUCCACAACCUUCUCGGCAACAGAUGGUCUCUAAUAGCAGGUAGACUGCCAGGCCGAACAGACAAUGAAAUCAAGAACUAUUGGAACACAAAUUUGGGCAAGAAGCAUCAGAAAAACUCUACCAAGAAUAGGCAAGGCAGUGCAAAUGGGCAAGGAUCAGUCUUAAAGGAGGAGGCCAAGCCCAACCCAGUUGUUGUGAGAACAAAGGCCUCGAGGUGCAUUGGGAUCACGGCCACAACGAGCCCAGUUGCACCAGAGGCUCCAACCAUUGAUCCUAUGACGGAAUCCACAGCUCACCACGACAAAACCGCAUCUUCGAAUGCUCCUCCAGCUCUAUCAGUUCUCCCUACAUUCAUGGACGUUGACAUUGGAGACCUUUGUAUUGGCACUGAGUUUCUUCAAUCAUGUGAGAAGUUAGUGCUAGAUAAUAGUGAAGAUGAGUUUGGCAGCAUAUCUCUCUGUUUCCAAAAUAAUUUCUCUCCAGAUUGCAGAGAUUGGAUGGAAAAUACUUUCCAUGAGGGUCAUUCUUCUCAAGAAUCAGACUCCUUGGCCGCUUUCCUUUACUCCGAGGAGUAAAGCUUGGGUGCCGGCCUGGCCAGUUGGCAGCCCUAAUCAUCAUCAAAGGCUACUCAAGAUCAUCCUGAUUGUGUACAAAACAAUAAAUGGUACUCUCCAAGAGCCUAUCAUCAAAAAUGAGUGCCACGACUGUCAUGAAUUGCACUAUUGUUGAUAAAAUAACAGCUAGUGUGGAUUAUUUUGCAGAAAGAUCA
Amborella trichopoda is the source of this 1107-nucleotide messenger RNA. RefSeq names its product transcription factor MYB1. The record is from RefSeq and is a predicted model, not a curated record. Lineage: Eukaryota; Viridiplantae; Streptophyta; Magnoliopsida; Amborellales; Amborellaceae.